AUAUCAUCUAUCCAUCAUCUUCUCCACCACCCCUUUCUCUCUCUAUACAUUCUUCACCUUUAUCAAUGGCAAAUAUCUUUUCAAAUACCCAUAUUACCCUUACCAUCAUCAUUCACUUUCUUCUUUUCUCCACCAUUACAGCUGUAAACAUCACCGAUCUCUUAUCCCCAUUUCCAGAUCUCUCCGAUUUCAAUAAUCUCUUAACCACCACCGCCGUCGCCGGCGAUCUCUCCACCAGAUCCUCCCUCACAAUCCUCGCCGUCCCAAACUCAUACCUCCGUUCAUCCGACCUCUUUCGUCGGUCCUCAUCACCGGUCAAUCUCGCCGAUGUAAUCCGUUACCAUGUCCUUCUCCAAUAUCUAUCAUGGUCGGAAAUCCAAACCAUUCCAACAUCCGGCAAACUAAUCACAACCCUUUACCAAACAACCGGUCGUGCAACCAACAACUUCGGUUCUGUAAACAUAACUAACGACUUCACUAUUCGUUCAACAGAUACCAACUCACAAUCGAAUGCAACAAUCUUAACACUAGUCAAAACCAUUCCUUAUAACUUCACCAUUUUCACAAUCAAUUCAACGCUAAUUCCAUUUGGAUUCGAUCUCACUGCAUCGGAGACACGGCAGUCGUUAGGAAUCAACAUUACUAAAGCAUUAAUCGACGGCCAUGAUUUCAACGUCGCCGCCGCUUUACUCACGGCUUCCGGUGUUGAACAGGAAUUUGAAAUCGAUGAAGGUGGUGCAGGAAUUACUAUCUUUGUUCCGACUGAUGAAGCGUUUUCUAACCUACCGGCGACGGAUAAUUUUCAGUCACUUCCGGCUGAUGAUAAGGCUGUUGUUCUUAAAUUUCAUGUUCUUCAUUCUUAUUACCCACUUGGAUCGCUUGAAUCGAUUGUGAAUCCUGUUCAGCCGACUUUAGCGACGGAGAUGAUGGGUGCUGGUAGCUUUACAUUGAAUAUUUCUCGGGUAAAUGGGUCAGUCACCAUUAAUUCCGGUAUUGUUCAGGCGGCUGUUACAAGAACAGUUCUUGAUCAAAACCCAUUAGCAAUUUUUGGUGUUUCUAAUGUUUUAUUACCAAGAGAGGUUUUUGGUAACAAACCCGUCGCCGGCGGCGGUAGCGGCGGUGGGGAAGAAGAAGAUAAUAGGCAAUCGAAUGCUCAGCCUCCAGAUGUAGCGUUAUCACCGGCGAUUGCGGUGGCGUCGACUUCUUCUUCUCCGGGGAUAGUUGAAGAAAUCCGGUCAGGUGCGGCGGCGACGGUGGCGGCGGAAUGUGGAUGGAUUAUUUGUGUUGUUUGGUUUAUAGGAAUGUAUGGAAUGAUAUACUAUUAAGGAUUUGAAAAUUAAUUAGUGGGUAAUUAAUUAGGUAAUUUAUUAUUUAUUUAAUUAUUAUUAACACAAAAUUAAUUGUAUUUUUGAGGUUUGAAAAAAGUUACCAUUUUCAAGGUUUUU
This is a messenger RNA of Impatiens glandulifera, 1445 nucleotides long. RefSeq names its product fasciclin-like arabinogalactan protein 4. Gene Ontology annotation, biological process: abscisic acid-activated signaling pathway; multidimensional cell growth; mucilage biosynthetic process involved in seed coat development. Lineage: Eukaryota; Viridiplantae; Streptophyta; Magnoliopsida; Ericales; Balsaminaceae. Gene Ontology annotation, cellular component: plasma membrane. The transcript has a single exon. The coding region runs from base 66 to 1325 and encodes 419 amino acids. The record is from RefSeq and is a predicted model, not a curated record.